Molecule: messenger RNA, 1102 nt
Organism: Vigna umbellata (rice bean)
Lineage: Eukaryota; Viridiplantae; Streptophyta; Magnoliopsida; Fabales; Fabaceae
Source: RefSeq, a predicted model, not a curated record
GUGUUCGGUUUCACUUGUACUAUCGUACUAACUCACUCACUUCACUCUACAGAGAAACCACCAUGGGAACGCUGUACCCGAACCCGAUUUUGCCAUCCGAAACCCGAAUCGGAUGGGUCGGAAUCGGCGUAAUGGGCUUUGCCAUGGCCUCUCGCCUUCUGUCGGCGGGCUACAGUCUCACCUUCUACGCCCGUAACCCCUCCCACCCCAACGCCCUCGCUCUCCAAUCCCGAGGCGCCACCCAGGCCCAAUCCCCGGCCCAACUUGCCCAACUCUCCGACGUUCUCUUCACCAUGGUGGGCCAUCCCUCCGACGUCCGCGCCAUCCUCCUUGACUCCAUCCUCCCGGCCCUCCGUCCCAACUCCGUCACCGUCGACACCACCAGCUCCCACCCGGAGCUCGCUCGCACAAUCUCCUCCAAGGCCCGCGAACUCGGCACCUGGGCUAUCGACGCUCCCGUCUCUGGAGGCGAUAUCGGCGCGCGCGACGGCACUCUGGCGAUCUUCGCGGCGGGGGAGGAAAAUGUGGUGGAGUGGCUCCACCCUAUCUUCUCGAUCCUGGGGAAGGAAACCUACGUGGGCCCCGCGGGGUGCGGGCAGAGCUGCAAGAUCGCGAACCAGAUAACGAUUGGCGCGAAUUUGGUUGGGCUGAGCGAGGGUUUGGUUUUCGCGAAGCACGCGGGGUUGGACUUGAAGCAAUUCGUGGAGGGUAUCAGAAACGGUGCUGCGGGUUCUAAAGCGUUGGAGAUAUUUGGGGAGAGAAUGAUUGAAGGGGAUUUCCGACCAGGUGGGUUUGCAGAGUACCAGGUUAAGGAUUUGGGAAUGGGAGUUGAUGUUGUUGAAGGAGCCAAAGACGAUGAUGUUGUUGUGUUGCCUGGGGCUUCCUUAUGGAAACAGCUGUUUACUAGUAUGGUGGCCAAUGGACAGGGAAAGCUUGGCACGCAAGGGAUUAUCUCUGUCAUUGAGAGGAUCAAUGGGAUGAAUCAAUGAAUCAAAGAAUGGAAAUUCCUGUUCUAUGUAACCAAAUAAUAUGUUCAUGUUGUAACUUUUACUUUGAACUUUGAAAUGCUUGAGGUGGAGCAAGUGUGUUGUGUUUAGUUUAA